GAACUUUCCCAUCAUCGUUCAAACUAGGUUUUUAAGAUGAUUGAACUUAGAAUUGGAAGCGGUAGGCUGUCGUUGGCUGUAACCAAAAAAGAGCAUCGCAGAGUGCAUGACGACCACGCGGCCUUUCUUCUUCACUAGGACCUUGCGGACUCGACUGCGCUCUUUUGAGGAAACACCUAAACCGUAUCCAUGAGUGCGGCUAACGUUACGGCGGCGGACUUCAAUGUGACCGUGAGGUCUCCGCUAGAAGUGGCCCGCGACGUGUACCGCCUCGCGGUGCCCGUCAUGCUUGUCGCCUGCCUAAUGUCCAUGGUGUUCAACCUUGUCAUAGUCGAGUCGGCCCACUGGCUGCGACGCAGCCCCAGCCCGACGCUCUGUUUCAGCCUGAGUUUAUCAGCGGCGAACGCCUACGCGUCUCUUGUGGUCGGCGUCGGUCUCGUGGUCAACAGCCUCCUUCCGACCUUGUACCACAUCCAGCCUCCGGCCUGCUGGGCGCUGUCCCUGGAAGCCUUUCGCCUAACAGGCCUCAUCGCGUCCGUGCUUCACCUGUUGGCUCUCGCCGUGAACCAUUACAUCGGUAUCCUGCGGCCUCUUCAUUACGCUGCAACUGUGACUCGACGCACUGUAUGGCUGACGACGGCAGCAAUGUGGCUUGUGCCCCUCUUUUUCUUCCUCUUGUACUUCACAAGCGUACCCGGGCAGGGAUUCCAGGUGGCCGACUGUCGCUAUGACUUCAUGCUCUGGAGCACUUUCCGCGUCAUACUCUCUGGACUUUUCUUCGUGCCACUGGUACUCAUGUGUUUCAUAUAUACACACAUCUUCCUGCUGGUCCGACGCCACCAAAUGGGAGCGGGAAUCUCUGCCCAGAUUCCGGGACAACUGCGCAGGAGCGUCAAGGCCGUCUACACCACACUACUGAUACUCGGCACGUACCUCAUAGGAUGGAUGCCAGCCGUGCUCUUCUACGUACUAACAUGCCUCGAUUGUCCCUUGCCGAUCACGUCGCUGUCUCUUGACGUGCGCCUCACCUUCGGCAUACUGACCAACACACUGGUGCUGAUCAAGUCGUUUGUCGAUCCAGUCAUCUACGUGGUGCGCAUGCGUGAGAUUCAAGAUGCCUUCGUACUCAUGUGGAAGUCCCGCUGCGGCCUGGUGGACGUGGCCCGAUCUUCGGUGGACCUCAUGCGGAUGGCCCACUCCCGCAGUGACACGCAGCGCAUCACGACCAACGGGUCGCAGCACAAGCAACGCAGUAUCGCCCAGUUCAGCUAGCCCGGUCGACCACUAGGCAGACGGCUAUCGAGGCAGCGGCGAGAAACUGCCGCAACGGCUUUGUGAACAUGUUGUGAAUCGUACGCCGAAGCAAGCUGCUCCCUCCGACACUGUCGAAGAUCAACUACCUAAAUAUCCACAUCACAAGAUGAAGACGGGACAGUAAAUGCUUGAUAAACAAUGUUAGAGAGGUGCAGUAGGUGAAGGGGCACCUCAUUGGGACGACCACUUGUUGACCCGAUCCUUGGGAACCGUAUUCGCUGCUCUCCAUCAGGUCAGCGUCCUGAAGCAAAAGGGCACUUUUCGUUUCCUUG
Messenger RNA from Dermacentor albipictus, 1586 nucleotides. RefSeq names its product adenosine receptor A3-like. Gene Ontology annotation, cellular component: membrane. The record is from RefSeq and is a predicted model, not a curated record. Gene Ontology annotation, biological process: G protein-coupled receptor signaling pathway. NCBI's taxonomy places the organism in Eukaryota, Metazoa, Arthropoda, Arachnida, Ixodida, Ixodidae. Gene Ontology annotation, molecular function: G protein-coupled receptor activity.